This is a messenger RNA of Protopolystoma xenopodis, 315 nucleotides long. NCBI's taxonomy places the organism in Eukaryota, Metazoa, Platyhelminthes, Monogenea, Polystomatidea, Polystomatidae. The record is from the annotation of a GenBank genome assembly.
AUGGACCCCUUUGUUUCUGACCCACUUAAAAAGCACUCAAGCCUACUCGGAUCUGUUUCGGUGCUUCUUUCACAGAUUCUUUCGCCAGAUCCUCUGAUAGUUGUCAAGUUCAUGGGAGUCCUCGCAAACCUUGUAAUGGAUUCCUCUGAACCCGGUGAAAGUAUUUUGGACUACUUUUGCGGACGUCAUUCCUCAAUAAGUCUAGCUGACAGCGCUAUGACCUUCACUGCUGCUUUGGUUCAACUAAUCACUGGCUACGAUGAUAUUUUGGCAUCAGCGACGUUGGAUUUUCUUCUUGCUUGUUUCUGGAGGUAG